Paramuricea clavata is the source of this 4587-nucleotide messenger RNA. The record is from the annotation of a GenBank genome assembly. Lineage: Eukaryota; Metazoa; Cnidaria; Anthozoa; Malacalcyonacea; Plexauridae.
AAUCCUGUUGGCGACAGACACUUCUCAGUUCUCACUCUCAGUCCUGCAGAAAACCUUGUGACCAGUGGUACAGUCUACUUUCCAAAGGCAAAUAAAGCAAGUAAGUGUUACAUAUGAUACAUAACAUUAAACAUAAAUCACAGACAUCGUACACAGAUACAAACACUUAUAGCACGGAAACGUUUUCCUCACAUAAAUCAUAAUAAAUAGUGGCAUGCAUGGCAUUGGCAUGCAUAGGCUAGCAUGGGCGUUCUCAAUUAGUCCGGUUUCAUUUGUUCGGCAGAACUCAGAAGCUGAUCACGUUAUAACGUUCAACGGCCUUCAACUAAAUAUGUUGACUUGUGCAAAACUGUUGCACUGAAGAAAUAGGCCGUGGGCCAAAAUUAUUUCGCUUCGUGGAACCCAACCUGGUGGCAAUCCCCUGGGGAAUAGAUUUUCUGUGGUUCAAUGCAUAGAACCAUAGAUGCUCGAUUACCACAAAAAAGUUCCCAAGCAAAAAACUUGCCAAACACCGAGAAAAUGGGUGAUCAAUGAUUAUCCACUAUUAAAUUGUAUAUUACAGCAAGAAAAUGUGAAAUUUUGUAUUCAAUUACAAUGAAAAAUGAUUGCAAAAAUCCGCAUAUAAAACUCUUAAACAGUUUUUUGAUCCUUCAAAUAGUCUUUGAGUUAUUCAGUCUUUGUUAUAUCAAAUAGUCUUUGAGUUAUUGCUGUUUUAAAUGUGAAAAUUGGACCAAAAUGUCGCAAUAAGGACUGGGUACUAGGUCAAAAACGCGUUUUUGACAAAGUAUAACUAGAAAACAACUUGAGAUAUAAAAAAACUGUUUAAAUGUCUUAUAUGUAGAUUUUUGUAAGCUUUCUGAUGAUGCAAGUCAUUUUCGCUGUAAUUGAAUACAAAAUUUCGCAUUUUCUUGCUGUAAUACAAUUUAAUAGAGGAUAAUCACUGAUCACCCAUUUUCUUGGUGUUUGGCAAGUUUUUUGCUUGGGAACUUUUUUUGGUAAUUGUGCAUCUAUGGUACUAUGAAUUUAAUCACCGAAAAUCUGUUCCCCUGGGGCCGGGGUUGCCAUGAAAUUUCUUUUCUAAACACUUUUUCGCACAACGGCCCACGGUCUAUAAAGCCGAAUAACCUGUGACUUAGUUGAAACAAAUUUUCGAGGCAUGAGUGUAUAUAUAGUGGCAGUAUCUCAGUUCACUGACACUGACUCGCUCCGUCCGAUCAGUCUCGGGUUUGAUUUACUCAUAAGCAGCCGGAGUGAAAGUAAGUCAGCUUGCUCAACUGAUUAAAAACAGACAUUUUCACGAGACGAUAUUGGUGAGUUUAGUGAAGUAUGCGGAAGAAAACGACAUGAGACAGCCCCGGCGUAGUCUCAUUGGAAGCAUGGUCGGAAAGAAGAUCCUUUAUCGACUUUUUGAAAACAUUUGAACUUCAAUUAAGAAUAAAUGUACGACACUCGACAGUGCUUGACAUGAUACUCCUUAACUGGAACAAAUUUUCGAGGCAUGCGGUGCGAGGGUGUCGGCCUAGCUUCGCAGUUUCUCGGCCGGCGGUAUAUAUAACCUAAAAAAUAGCUUCAUAUGAUGCGAAUAUUAUCGACGAAGAAUGAAAAAUAUAUUAUUAUAAUAAAGUAACUUGUGAGUUGUGGCCGAAAACGAGCGUUUUAAAUCGCUAUAGGCGGCAAUCGUAAAAUUCCGUCUCUAUUGGCAUUGCCGUCUCCAUCGUUGCAUCAAUAUAUACAUGCUAUAUGCCGCUGUUUGAUGACCUAACUUAUAUAUGCGAGCCCUCCAUCACUCCAUGAGAGGAAACUAAAAGCGCUACAGACUUGCCGAUUUUUUUUUAAUAAUGUGUAAUUUAUCAGAGAAGAAUGAAAAACAUUAUUUCAAGAAUUUUUCACAGGGAUGGAGCGUUCUUAUAGAAUUUUUCAAUGGGAUGGAGCGUUCUUGUCGACCGAUUUGUGGGCAGUGUUAAUAUGUGGCGGUUCGACGACUCAUCUUGUGCAAGUCGUUCCAACAAAGUUUACAUCGCUAUAAACAAAAAAAUAACUUCAUAUGAUGCGAAUAUUAUCGACAAAGAAUGAAAAACAUAUUAUGACGAUAAUCGUAACGUACUUGUAGCAGAGAACGAGCGUUUUAAAUCGCCAUGCGCGGCAAGCGUGUUUGCCGUCUCCAUCAAUAUGUCGCUGUUCGAUGACCAAUAACUAAGUUAUGCCUCCAGAUCACAGAAUAGAGAUCUUUAUUCUGUGCUCCAGAGUCCAGAUGAAACGUACUAAAAGCGCUACACGGACUAGCCGAUUUUAAAAUGUGAUCAAUGUGUAAUUUAUCAAAGAAGAAUGAAAAACAUUAAUCAUUAUCUCAAGGUUGUGUUAAUUUUUCGCUGGGAUAGAGUGUUUUCAUGGACUGACUUGUGGACAGUGUCAAUAUAUAGUGGCGGUUCGCGACGACUUAUCUUGUUCAAGUUGUUCAGACCAUAGGCAUAGCUUAUCGAAGGGAAGAUGGCUAAGAAACUCAUUAGAAUAAAAAUAUAUUCAUUAUCUAUGUUAGCUAAUCAAGUAUAAAGUCAACGUUUAUUCAUAAAUCUGGUUCUUCAGUACUUCACCGUCACGUGCGUAUUGUAUUUUUGCCCAACUAACCAAUAGCAGUGUUCUAGGACAGUUACCUAUUCGUGACUCGAACAAUGGGGUAAAUUGGAAAUUGGUAUUGGUGGAUUUGACAAAAAUACAAUAUAUACACACGUGACGGUGAAGGACCAUAUUUAUGAAUGAACGUGGACUAACAUAGAUAAUGAGUUAUAUUGUUAUUCUGAGUUUCACAGCAUCUUCCCUUCGAUAGGCUAUGUUCAGACAACCGGUAUAAGCUUUAAAAAUAGCUUCAUACAGUUGUCCCAGAGAGGGCAGCAGUAAUCAUUUAGAGCUCUCAGCCUGCAACCAUCUGAAGAAUAAAUUCGCUUUGCGCGAAAAAAAUCGCUAGUGGAAAACCGGCUUAAUUAACUGUACAUGCAAGAUGCAUGUAUAAAAAAAAACUGAACAGAUUUGAAAUUGUUCUCAAUUUCGCAAAACAGCUAUAUAGUAUCCAGUUUUUGAUGUAUAUAGCUUCUUUGGGUACUUAUAAUGUAGAAUAAUGAAAAAAAUUUCUCGAACUCAAAUUUUGUGAAACAGGAGGCUGUGUCGUUUCUAACAAACUAAAAAUGGCUUGCGCAUGAAAUUUAAAAGCUUUAAUUUGAGUUAAUAGAUGGAAAAUUUGUUGGGUUUGUAAUUACUGUACAAAAUUUCAAACAAUUUGCUUUGGUUUAAACCCUUUAACUAAGUUUUCUUAACGUCCAGUUCGUCUUUGUCCUUUUGAGUACAAACCUUUAUUUAGCUUGCAUGUUUAUAUGGACACGUAUAUUUGUAUGAGUUAUAAUUGUAUAUACGUGUGAUUUAUACGAUUUCAUCUUUCAUUUUCAGACAAGAUGUCAGAUAUCCAAAGGAAAACCGGGGGAAAUGGCGUUCUCGACUUAAAAGAGAAUUUGAAAGAAAUGCCAACAAACAUGCAUUUAUUUUCCUUGUCAAUGCGAGCCCUUUACACCGACAAAGCUGUUGGCACCUCUACCGAUGCUGCCUGUAGAUUUAGAAAGCUUCGAGAUGACACAAGAAAUGAUGCUAUGGUAUACUUGAAAUACAUCCUUCCCAUAACCACCAAGUUUGUGAUGUCCAUUAAAGAAUACUUCGCGAAUUACGACGCUCUGUCGUAUGAGGAAUGGUGUGAAAUGUUGCCAGAUAUUCUCGAAGAAACAACAACGUACAAAGAACUGGCGCAAACGGUGAAAGGAAUGUACGAGGAGAUGAUGGUUCCUUUAAAGAGACGUCAGGACGAGGCGAAAAUCAUCAUGACAGAAUUCAAAGAUCUACAACGUAAAUAUGAAAAGGAGAAAAAGGAAUUGGAAGCCACGGCAAAAGCAAAAAUGGGCUGGGCAAUUGGUCUUUUAUGGAUUCCUGGCGUAAAUCUGAUUGCGAGUCCUUUGUUGGCAUCUUCUGCGGACGACGAUAUGGCAAAAGCAGUUGCCAAGCUAGCCGAGUCAGAAAUCCAAAAAGCUGCAGUUCUCGUUGUUUCAGAAACCCUACUCCCAGCUCUGACCAAUUUCAUCGAGGGUCUGACAAAAGCAGCAGGGUUCUUUCAAGUGAUGGAAACGGAAUUGCAAUCGUUUCAAGAAAACUCAGCAAUUGAAUCUCCCAAAAAGCUUCAUUACAUGCGAAUCAGAAACGAAGCCAAAGAAUUGAAAUCUCUGUGCCAAGCGUUCUACGCAGUUCUGCCAGCUGUUCGCACCGACUUUGAGGCAAUUCCAGAUGAAGGCACAGACCAAAACUACGUUGACAAUUGGUUGGAGAGACAACUGGCCAAGACUGAAAAAAAAAGAAGCAUGGCUCAAAAGUUUUUAUUAAGUAUUUUCACAGGAAGCAAAGGAAAAGCUAUAAAAUAACUUUUCCCAGAUUGAACAUUUAGUUGCAUGACAAAGUUGAAACAGUAAACAUUUAUAAGACAUUAUGACUGUAGAGUUUAAGGCUUUAGUUUGUUGUAUGGGGUAGUUGAUUUGUUAACGAAUAAAUUUUUUUUUU